Molecule: messenger RNA, 1361 nt
Organism: Drosophila novamexicana
Lineage: Eukaryota; Metazoa; Arthropoda; Insecta; Diptera; Drosophilidae
Gene: Daao2
Product: D-amino-acid oxidase
Exons: 4
Coding region: 27-1052 (341 amino acids)
Molecular function (GO): FAD binding; D-amino-acid oxidase activity
Source: RefSeq, a predicted model, not a curated record
UUUGGCGGUUCAUCGCGGACGGAAUCAUGAUGAAAGUAGCUGUUAUCGGGGCGGGUGUGAACGGUGUGGCGAGUGCACUCAAAAUCUUGGAGUAUUAUCAGGAGGAAAAUAAACUGAAUGUGCAGGUUAGCAUAAUAUCGGAAGAAUUUACGCCCAAUACGACGGGCGAUGGCUCGGCAGGACUUUGGGGGCCCUUCCUGUUGAGUGGCACAGAGAAGUCCAAGAUCUACCAAUGGUCCAAGAGCAUGCACAACUUUCUGGAGAAGAUAUGGCUAAGUGAGGAUGCGGGCGAAGCGGGUGUUUGCCUGCUGCCCUGCGUCCGUCUGAGCACGGAUCCCAACGUCAGCGUCGAGGAUUUCUGGCGCGACAUUGUCUACGGCGCAGUGGAUCUGUCGCCCGAUCAACUAGCUGUUUAUAAUAAGAACAGAGACGUCAAAUUUACUUCGGGCCUCUCCUUUGUUACGUACACCUCGGAGCCGCUCAAGCUGCUGCCCUACCUGACGAAACGCUUUGUGCGCAAGGGUGGACGAGUUGAGCAGCAGAAGGUCACAGAUCUGGAGAGUUUUGUCAGAGAUUCGCCAUACGACGUGAUUGUCAACUGCACAGGCCUCGGCUCCAGGCAGCUGCUGAACGAUGACAAUAUGUACGCCGUGCGUGGUCAAGUGAGCCGCAUCAAGGCCAACUGGGUGUUCGCCGCCAUCCUGGACGAAAGCGACGAUGGCAACUACAUCAUACCCAACACUGAGUCCGUGGUGCUUGGCGGUACUCACCAGGAAAAGGACUACAACACCAAGGUCUCCGAUGUGGAUAAGCGAUUCAUUAUCGACGGUUGUCGCCGCCUGAUGCCAGGCUUAGUCCACACGCAGCACCUGUUCGACUGGGUUGGCCUGCGUCCGGGUCGAGUCCAGGUGCGCCUCGAAUCGGAGAGGCGUGGCCGGAAGCUGCUCAUACACAACUACGGACAUGGUGGCAGCGGCGUCACCUUGUGCGAGGGCUGUGCCGAAGAUGUCCUCAGCCUGUUGCUGGCUGCCAAACUGAACUCCAAGUUGUAGCGAUCCCAGCUGCAGAUAGGUUAGUGUAUUAUCAGCAGAAAUCAAGUGCCUGUUGCUAAUACUAUUUGCCUGAGCAUGCAUUACACACACACAAAUCUUUCCAUAUAUAAACAAUAAACAAUGCUUAUCAUGUUUGCCUUAUCGCAGCUGCGUUUGACGCUGCUUUCAUGCCAAUCGAACUGGUUCCUAGACGAACUAAGCGCGAAAGAAAUGCAGCCCUUAAAUUUGAAUUUAAAAUUAAUAAUUACAAUAAUUAUAUUGCAAACACGUUCUGCACAUUGCCCAGAAUAAAAUAUCAGGCUAAACUUA